AUGGACCCAGCUCUAGAAUCCUUAUCGCGCGGUUGUGGUCACGCGGAAGUCGAAGUUGGUGCUACAGUAGCUCCCGACCUCAACCUACCGAACAGCCCUGUCAUCUUUGGACCUGACCAGUUUACCAACAACCUCGUCGAAGAAUUCUUCAAGGUUCUCCAUCCAGUCCCAUCGUUUGCUUUCCUCCAUCCAAGGUCGACUAAAGAGCGGCUGCUGGAAGGCUCGCUUGAUGAGGCAUUGGUUUUUGCCAUAUGUGGUAUCACCAUUUUUCAUCGAAAGAUGGAGCCAGCGGCCCAAGCACGAAGUCUAGCAUGGAUCUCGAGGAGCGAGGAACUGGUCCUGCAGCUUCUAGAGAGCCCCAGUAUGGCACGGCUUCAAGCCUUGGUCCUCUGUGUGGCAUACCGCAUCGACACUGGCGCUUCGCACAGAGCCUUCAUGCUUGCUGGUCUUGCUGCUAGAGCCGCUACAGCAAUGAGACUUAAUUACGAGAGGCAUGGCUUGGAUUUUGUCAGCAGCGAGGUACGACGCCGCACUCUGUGGUCGUUGAAAAUCCUAGAGCAGUAUUUCUCGAUUGGCCUACCCGAGUACGAGAUUUUGCCAUUUGAAAACGUCUACCUACAACUUCCGGGUGACGAGGAACACUUCCAGGAUUCGGCGUCAUCAUCGUACACAGAAGGGGGCGCGUAUCGGCUAUUUGUCAGAAUGACAUCGAUACGAAGGGACAUCAUGAAGUUGAAUCGCGCACUCACAAUCUGUGAUGAGCCCUUUCCCCAACUCCCUAAGCUGAUACGCAGCCUGCAUAAUGAGCUUAACCAAUUACAAAGUCAAAUGCAGGCGGGCUCAAAUUUAACGAUGGCAGAUAUGGCGCAGGUUGUCUCGAGCCCUUGGCUGGCCAGACAUCUGGUCAUGCAGCUGUCAUGGCAUCAAUGCCGCUGCGACUUAUACCGCUUACUGCUCCCAGGUUACCCCGAAGCGGCUCCUGCAAUAAUCCUGGCCGGUCUCGACGCAGAAGCCACGAAGGGGGCCGUUCAAAUGUGCUCCGAAAGUUCAACUUCCAUUAUUCAAAAGCUCUCGGAUUUGAAUUCACAUUGCACGCAUUCGCCAAUUUUGGAGUACGAUACAGCAAUUUGCGGCUAUCAUGCCUGUCGCCUCGUCUUAUUUCUCGCUUAUGCCCAGCCAGAAAGCUCUCAAUUAUCCAAAGAGUAUGCUAUCAGCCGAGCAGAAUUGUGUCUGGCUGCGAUUAAGCGGUUUUUCCGCUAUUCGGCGCCUGUCGGUCUUAUCCUGAAAGAUCUGGAACGGUUGAUCUCCACAUGCAGCUCUUCUCCUGGCGACUGGACCCAUCUCAUCUUCAGAUCUCCCUCGACUGAGCAGAGCCGUGACCCGGUGCUCUCUGAAGCGGCAAGGGCGAAACAACGCCUGGCUAUACACAGUUUGUUACGACAAGCAGAAUUCGAGGACGGGGAACCAUCAUCUGGAGCGUCCCCAUAUAGUGCUACCACUGAGCUCCCAUCGAAUCGACAACGCAACAUGUACAGGGUUCUCUCCUUCGAACAAGAUAGAGGCCUUCGAUUAAAUUCACCCCUGGUCUACGUGCCGAACCCUAGUGUGGAGGUCGAGCAAGCAGAUCGACAUGGCUCCCCGUCCCCAUUUUCUUCUCAACCACUCCUGUUCCCUUGA
Molecule: messenger RNA, 1677 nt
Organism: Exophiala aquamarina CBS 119918
Lineage: Eukaryota; Fungi; Ascomycota; Eurotiomycetes; Chaetothyriales; Herpotrichiellaceae
Exons: 1
Coding region: 1-1677 (558 amino acids)
Biological process (GO): DNA-templated transcription
Cellular component (GO): nucleus
Molecular function (GO): DNA binding; zinc ion binding
Source: RefSeq, a predicted model, not a curated record